Trichoderma aggressivum f. europaeum is the source of this 1503-nucleotide messenger RNA. RefSeq lists its product as uncharacterized. Gene Ontology annotation, molecular function: protein binding. The record is from RefSeq and is a predicted model, not a curated record. Lineage: Eukaryota; Fungi; Ascomycota; Sordariomycetes; Hypocreales; Hypocreaceae. Bases 1 to 1503 code for a protein of 500 amino acids. The transcript has a single exon.
AUGAUACGCCAGAUCGGAUUGGAUAUUGCUAUACAAGACUUCGACUUGUCCCCUGAUGCGUCGAUGUUUGUAGCAGUCUCAGGAAAGAAUUUGGCCAUUGGAAGCACUAGAACUGAAGAGCAGCCACUCAAAAUGUCCAUUGGAAAUAACACAACAGAUGCCUCUUUUUCUCCCGAUUGGCCAACUUCCUCGCUUCUCGCAUCUGCCAAUUCUGAUACUGUCCAGAUAUGGCGGGUUGAUACCGGAGAUUGCUCUACCGAGAGUGUUACUUACUAUGACUUAUCUGUAGCUAUAUCGCCAGGAUCAAAAUAUGUGGCAGCACGAAGUCUCGAAGGGUACAUCGACAUACGGUGUGGCAAGAGCGGCGAGUGCAUUCGAACGCUCAACAGUGGUAAUUCUUGCUGGGGCUGCCCCGUUUUCUCACCCAACUUGGAGUUUGUUGCCUGUGCUGAAGGUAAUCGGGCUGAUGUCUGGAUCUGGCAUCUUACCACUGGGGAGACUCUUCACCUGCUCAAAAGCCAUAGGGACAAUGGUUGGAUUCAGAAGAUGGUAUUUUCAGACGAUUCAAAAUACUUGGUUGCGGGUUAUGACAAGAAUGAGGCGAGGGUCUGGUGCGUGGAAACUGGCAAAUGCUUAUUUAAAAGUGGCGAAAUCAAUGGCGACGACAGCAAUCAUGACUAUCGUGACUAUCUUAACAUUGUGGCGUUGGCAAUUUCUCCCGACACAAAAUAUGUGGCGAGAGCCUCUGAAAAGUGGUUGGGGCGGGGGAUUCAUGGUGUUUGGGGAUAUGAAGUGCGCAUCUGUGAUUGGCGCGCGUGCCACGACAUUUCCAGCUUUGGCCCCAAGCAACCAAACCGAAAUAUCAAAUUUUGCAUUGGUAGCCUCACCUUUUCGUCUGAUGCUACGAUUUUAGCAGUUAUUUGCCAAGUGGGUGAAAUACGGGACGAAAGAUACAUGUAUGAACAAGUACCUAUGUACGAGGCCCAGAUCUGGAAAGUCGCUACCGGUACUUUCAUCACUUGUGUUGCAAUUGGGGAGAGCUUCAGCGAGCCGUUCUUUGACCCCAUAACGAACAAAAUACUCACAGAUCGUGCUGGUUUCUGCAAACUAUCCUCGUGGGAGCACUGGAAGGAAUUCUCAUGGAGGGCAUACUCGUUGUGGCAACCCAGUGGGGAAAGGCCUUGGGUUUGUUUUGGUGGAGAACAAAUCUUCUUAAUACCCGAGGGAUUUUGUCCAAGUGAUGAACUAGGAGAGUAUGAGAUAAUGUCAUCCUCCUUGUUGGCAUAUACGACUUCUGCGGAUGAGAUAAUGAUUAUCCAACUUCCUAACCAACAUGAAUCACAGAGACUGGGAAUCGUUGCAUUAGAUUCCGACAAUGUCGGUGAUUCUAGCUUGCGUGCUGAUGACGCGAGCUCUAAAGUCGUUGGCUAUCUACCAACGGGUAAAUCUGAUCCAGACGAACCCAAAGUUAAGAGUCUAAGGUUGUCGCAUUUUUUGGAGUAA